AUGUCCAGCCAACCCGCUAACGGGAAGGAGGAGGAUGAGAUUCCCGCUCCUCAGCGGCCGCCGUCACCACCGCCUCACACCACCUUCGCUGCGCGUGGGCUUCAUGCCCCCACCUUCUCGGCCUUCAGGCCACGCGACAUCCGCAUUCCUUCGCCACAGUCCAUGAACCAUGUCGCAUGGAACUGCGAUGGAAGAAGACUGGGCGCGGUUGGCAUCGACAAGGCGGUGAGGCUAUGGUACCCAGAGAAAAGUAUGGAGAUGCGAUCAGCGACGCUAUUCUCUGGCGGACACACGGACGAUGUCGAUUACCUAUCCUGGAAUCCGACACAUCCGGACUUGUUCUGCACUUCCAGCCAGAAGGACAGGAGGAUUGUUUUCUGGGAUGCCCGACAAACACGCUAUAUUCAGCAAAUAAAUCUCGGAGCGCAUGGCGGCUUGCGCCCUGUCAUGACAAGCUACGCUCCCGACGGCAGAGCCCUGGUCUUCGCCACACAAGCUAGAAACUUUAGCUUCCUUCUCUACGGAAACGGUGGAGAUGGAGGAAAGGAACAAUGGCGCCUCUGGGACAGGGACCUAGUGGUAGGAGCGUCGACGGCGAUCUUCAAUCAUGCCGGUGAUGGCGUGGUGCUCGCAAGUCAGUCAGACACAUACAUUCGCACCUACACUUUUCCCUCUCUAUCGCUCAUUCACGCUGCCCCGGCGCACGUUGGAGGAUGUUCAGCUAUAGCUCUGGACCCUAGGGGCAGAUAUCUCGCAUCCGGAGGUCAUGAUGCAAUCGUGAAUUUGUUCGAUCUGUCAGAAUGGAUCUUCGCACGUACCAUCACCGCUUGCGACAACGCCAUCAAUGCCUUAAGCUUUUCACACGAUGGAGAAUUCCUCGCCAUUGCCAACUCAGGAUCGUACAUUGACAUUUGUUCCACGGAAACGGGGAUGCCGUUGCACCGCGUUCCUACUCUUGGUCCUUCUCCAACGGUGGCAUGGCACCCUUCGAAAUACAUCAUCGCAUAUUGCGGGCAGACAAAAACCAGAGAAGGAGGACCUGGGCCGUCAGCCUGGAUAAGCUUGUUCGGACCUGGUAUGUAA
Laetiporus sulphureus 93-53 is the source of this 1083-nucleotide messenger RNA. RefSeq names its product WD40 repeat-like protein. The coding region runs from base 1 to 1083 and encodes 360 amino acids. Gene Ontology annotation, biological process: mRNA export from nucleus. Gene Ontology annotation, cellular component: THO complex part of transcription export complex. The transcript has 8 exons. The record is from RefSeq and is a predicted model, not a curated record. Gene Ontology annotation, molecular function: protein binding. NCBI's taxonomy places the organism in Eukaryota, Fungi, Basidiomycota, Agaricomycetes, Polyporales, Laetiporaceae.